Zingiber officinale is the source of this 5744-nucleotide messenger RNA. RefSeq names its product mediator of RNA polymerase II transcription subunit 19a-like. The transcript is spliced from 6 exons. NCBI's taxonomy places the organism in Eukaryota, Viridiplantae, Streptophyta, Magnoliopsida, Zingiberales, Zingiberaceae. Gene Ontology annotation, cellular component: mediator complex. Gene Ontology annotation, molecular function: transcription factor binding; transcription coregulator activity. The record is from RefSeq and is a predicted model, not a curated record. Gene Ontology annotation, biological process: positive regulation of transcription by RNA polymerase II. Bases 336 to 992 code for a protein of 218 amino acids.
GGUACCCAUCUCCUAGCGUACGAAGAAGCUUCUUCCCAACUCGAAUCGCUCUUAACCCUAGCUUUCCGCCACGGCCCUUUUCUCCUCCUCCGCUUUCUCUUUCCUCCGCCACUCGCUCCCGACGUCGUCGCCUCCGCCCUCCUUGCUCGUAUUUUCAAUUUUGUUGCCUGGCAACGAAGUGCUCGUCCAUUAGUCAGACCUUCUUAGUUCUCAGAAAAGGGCUAGGUCGAGCUUGCCCACCAUUUAUCGUCUAGAAGUGUUUAGUUAAUCGAGGGAGAAUUGGAUUCUCAAAAUCCUUUCAUCAGAAAUGAACUACAGACACAUCAAGCUAUGAUAUGAUGGAUCCCGAAGGCAAGAAGUUUGGAAGAGGGCCCAGAGAACCUACGGGUGCUAUUGAUUUGAUAAACCACUACAAGCUAUCAGGACACUAUGAUUUCUUCUGCAAAAGACCUCUUCCUUUGUCAGUUGCAGACACACAUUAUCUCCACAAUGUUGGUGGAGACACAGAAAUCCGGAAGGGAGAAGGAAUGGAGUUAGGUCAACUCCUACAGAGUGCUCCAUACUCAAGAGAAACAACAGCUCAAAUGCAACAAUUUGACUUGGAGAUGCUAGGACAGGCAUUUCAGCUGAGAGAUACAACUCCCAUUGAUUUGCCUUCGUCAGAGAAAGGAAUACCUACCAUUCCAGGGAAAUCAAGAGGAGAUUCUAAGGACAAGGAGAGGAAGCACAAAAAACACAAGGACAAAGAUAGAGACAAGGAACACAAGAAGCACAAACAUCGCCAUAAAGAUCGGAGUAAAGAUAAAGAUCGAGAAAAGAAGAAAGAUAAAAGUGGACAUCAUGAUUCUUCUGGUGACCACUCAAAGAAGCAUCACGAGAAGAAGAGGAAACAUGAAGGCAAUGAUGAUUCUGUUGAUAACCACAAACUCAAGAAAAGUAAGCAUAAGAGUCCAAAGAUUGAAGAAGUUGGAGGGAUAAAAGUUGCUAGCUGAUAAAAGUUAAAAACACUUGUCUUUCUUCAUUAAAUUACUUAAUAUGCUGUUGGGGAAGAUUAGAUCGAAGCAUGUCUUGCUCCAAAAUUCUUUGAGGUACAUCUGCUUCUUGCUGUCAGCUAAUGCAAACAGGCUACUUUUUUAUCACAACUCUCAUUUUAGCCCAACUCUGAUAUAAUUAAUUUUGAUGCUGAUUUGGUUUCUAUGUCAUGAUUGUACUAUUUUUGUACAUUAUCAAAGACUCAUAAAUUGCCAGAAAUAGAUUAGGCUGAAAACUCUUUUGUUAUUAAGCUCUCAUAGUUCCUGAGUUGUAUGAAGAAGUCAGUACGUUGUGUUGCUGAAUUGGUGAUGUGAUUUUGGCUUCUGUGAAUAUGAAUAUUUCUGAUGCUGUUAGGAUAUUUUAAAUAUAUUCAAAGAUGUGGACAAUUGGGUAGCUGUUGGUGCUCAUUCAUAAUGUUCAUUUUUCUGAAAUAAAUUUAAAAAUGCUUUCUUUUGGUUAAUUACUAUUUUACACUAAUUGACAUUCUACUUGGGCCUAUAUUUUCAAUUGACAUUCUACAUAGGUCUUUAUUCAUAGCUGGACAACUUUGACUUAAUUGUUUUUAUCAUAAAUUCUAUCACUUUGCAUCUGUUCUCUCCCUCUACAAGCAUCCCUGAAUCGUUUUUUCUUCUUCUUUUUUAUUUUUGAGUUGAAAAAUGGGAUUGUUUGGUGUACUUUAUGUUGGUUCUACUCGUAUUCAGAUAAACCUAAGUCCAAUAAUUACCAUUAGAAAUCAUUUCAUUGAAGUGUUUGAGCAAAACUAUAUUCUAUAUAGCCAAACUAUUCUACUGAAGUACAAGAAUAAUUAAUGAUGAAUGAUCCUAAUCAAGGUUCAAAUUCCAGUCUGUUUUCAGUGUAGAUCCAUUGGAAGCCAUCCCACAGCAAGCACCCCAUGUUAAUUUGGAUUGGAUCCAACACCUUUGCCCCAAUUGGACAAUGCCUGAUUAACUUAUGAACUGAAACAAAUUGUUAUUUUUAAGCUGAAACUUGAAUAAAUUCUGAAAAUUGAAGUUGAAAUAAGCAUAAAAGAAAAAAAGAAUAACAGAUUCCUCACUUUGUUACAAAGACCAUUGUCUUAAAACGUAUUCAUAGCUCCUGUCAGUAGCAGAUUGAAUGGCAUGGAUCAUAUUAUGGUAAUGACCUCAGCCCUUGACUGAUCUCGUCAAUCAACAUGACAAACACUUUUCCUGUCUGGCACUGUUAUAAGCGUCAAGUAGCUUUAUGGUUUUGUUACCUAUCAAUCCUGCAGACCAUGAAUAGCUAGCUACUCAUCCAUAGAAAAAUACUUCUUUUGCUGAUUUUCUUAAUUCACUGCCAUUUGUUUGGGUUCCUGUUAAAUGACGCAGCUUAGUGCUGCAACUGUAUGCUAGUCUAAACCUAUUAAUCAAAAACUUUAAUUGUUUCCAUAACAGUGCCCUUACCUGAUGAUCGACUUCCACCAGCAUUAUUGCACAUUGCAAGAUGAAAUGCACUGGAAGCUUGGUCUCUCCAGGAAAGCAUCAUUGAAAAAGAUUGCUUUGGAGAACUAGCUAAUCAGUUCACCUUGCAUAUUUUGGAAAAUCCUAUAACAGAUUAUUCCAAGCUUGAUUGUAAUAGGAAAAUAGCUGCUUGAUAGGUUUCUUCGAUGUUCAUAGUUAACUUCUUCCAAAACAUAUUUACUGCAUGGUUUUGGCAUCAUAAUUCUUUCCGAGGAUCACUGAAUAUUCAUCUCAUUUUUAAAGGACUUUGCUAUUUAGUAAACUGCUUAUAGGGCUAAUCUGUGGAUCAUCAUUUUUAUUUUGUCACAGUGGCUUCUGAUUAAUCAAACAUCGUCAAUUUGCGUUCCUAAGUUGCAUGUAGGGGCUAACUCCGUGGAUCAUCAUUUAUAUUUGUUGGGCAUUGGUACUGUCUGCUCACUGAAUCAUCACAGUUUAGGCGGCUCAAUCUGGUCUAAUUCUUUAAUCCCCAUAUAGAGUAUAAUAGCAAGAUGUAGAAACACUAAACCAGGAUCCUCCAAAAUAACCCUAUAGCAGUAGGGAAUCAGUCGAAAUCAGCGUGAAUUUGCAUAGAUUAAUGGAAAAUAAGAUAUUGAUUAUUUGAUUUUAAUGGAAAUUUUUCAAUUUUUGUUGGUCUUUGGCCAAUUCUGGUUAGUCCCAACAAUGGAUCAUUCUCACUAAUAAAGGAAAGGAGAAUAUUUAGGAGUUCGAUCGAAGAUGAAUAGUUAUUAUGUAACAUUUUCCCCCUUUUAUUGUCAAGUUGGGUUCUUCCACAUAGAAGUUUCCAUGUAUCUCCGCUAAUUCUAGAAUCACCACAUAUCUUCCCUCUAUGAAAGGUUAAGACAUUUGAGUUAUACCAAAUUACAGUACAGAAAAAAAAAUGAAUCAAAAUUUUUUUUCUUUAAUGUCUCUUUUACAUAUUUAAAAUUGUGAAAUAAAAUUAAAAAGAUGUGUUGUAUUACCCUGAAAAUCCAUUAGGAAUAUGCCAUUAUUAGCAACGAUAACAUACACAUUAUUAAAAACCAAGUUAUUUGAAUUCAUGAAGGGUGUAUUUGUGGCGAUCAGCUUGGAGUGCGACACAUCAUUUUCUAAAGUUUUUACACCUUCAAUAGGAGUGCUAGUGUCUGACUUGAGUGUAGAUCUGGUUUACCCAAUAUGAGACUACUGUAUAUUAAAAAUGUGAAAAAUGACUGUAAUUAUAUGAAAAUGACGGUUUUUUAAAUUAUGUGUCCAAUUGUCUGCCAUGCCAUUUUCUAAAGUUUUUACCCAUCUUAAAUGGGAAUGUGUUACUUGAGCGUAGAUUAGGUUUCCUCAAUGAGUUCGCGGUACGGUGAUAGGUCAAGAAUACAAGAAAUACAUGUUAAGAGUAUGAAAAGUGUUCCCAAAAUGUUAAAAAAAAAAAUGGUUGAACAUGCAAGCUACUUGAUAAAGGUACUAAAUAAUAAUCAAGUAUGAAAACAGCAGAAACUAUAUAAAACUAAUUAGUGUUUAAACUUUAAAAUAUUUGAUACUAUUAGAACAUGUAGAUCAUACAGGUAAGACACAACUUAAUUUCUCAUGUAAUGCCUAAAGAAAAAUAACUUCUAGUCAGUUAUAAUUAUUACUUCUGUAAACAAUGCCAGGUAUGGACCUUUUGUUUCUUGUGAUCAACUUUAGUCUUUGGUGCAUAAUUUUCUCAUUUUAGUCUUAUGCCCCUUAUGUGUAUGAAAAAGAACAUGUGUUUGUACUUGCAUGCUUCGAUUCUGUUUUUCCAAAGGAGUAACAUUUGUGUUUUUUUAUAUUUUUUGCAUUUAUUUUCAUGUGGAGUACUGGAUCAUUUUCUUCUAAGAGUUACUCUGUGUUUCGUAGGUAGAAUGUUAGAAUCUUGUUAUUGUAUAUAUAUGAUUGCACUUUAGACAUAUAAUGCGGUUUGAACAAGAAAGGAUAGGAAACAUGCAAGUAAUUAAGUUCUGAAAGGUAUUGGAAAUAUGCAAGUAAUUGAGUUCAAUAAAGAUGAUGCAAGAUAUAACCAACUUAAGCUUUUGUUUACGACACACUGACAUUUCCGUCUACACUUGUUCUUUCUUUGUGCAUGUUUAUGUUCUUACCUUUCUCCAUUUUUUGUUAUUACUCCUUUAUAAUAUUUUGCAAUUAUCAACAAAUUUUUUAACAUUAACAAAAAUGCUAUCAAUUAAUUCCUAUCUUAGCUUGAAAAUGGUUGGACAUAUAUCAUUAUACAUCCAAUCCACGUCCAUAAAGCACAACCUUAGAAUUUAAUGUCGAAAUUCUUUUUACUGCAAUUUUGAGAAAACAAUAAUCCAUGCACACAAAUAAGUAUAGGUUUAGCAUUAUACAUUGUCUAUUCUUUUUCACUUCAAAUGCAAACUGACUUCUUUAUCAUUAUUUAGACCAAUUUUGUCUUCUCUACAGUUCAUAUUGGAGUAAGGUUAUUACCUAUCUCCAAUAUAGGUAAUAACUUUAUUGUAAGAUAUUUUAUCUAAUUGUAAUCUUGAAGAGAAUAUAUCUUGGUCGUUUGGUCGUACAAGUUAAAAAAAAAGUGUUUUUAAUAACUUUACUUUAUAUAUAUUUUUUUGAAUUCAUGUGUCUAUUAUGAACAGCGUGUCAAUUUAAUAGUACUAUAGAUGUAUCUAUGUAGGAAUUUGAAUACUGGUACUAACAUGUUUAACAUCUGUUGUCUGAUUUGAAUAAAUGUUAGUGCAUAAUUAUCAUAAAAGUACAGUGAUAGUCCGGUUUAUAUCAGCUAAACUAUCAGGAUGAAUUCCAGAAACAUUGCAGCAUUGUCUCAUCCUGUAUUAUUUGGUUCUGUAUUGAAAAAUUGUCUUCUAGUAUCCAUUUACAUUCUUCAGAAUCAGGCCCAUCCAAACUUUAGAUUUGGUAGUAGGUUGUAUAAAAUUCACUGUUUUAAUUUUCAUAUGAUGAAAAUUGUAAUAUUGAAUGCAAUAUUUAUUCAGUAAUUUCAAUUAUAAGUGAUGUAAUUACCAUAUGACGUGUUUCAGUUCUCCUUUCUUCUAUUUCAAACAUUUGGUGUUGGGAUAGGAAUUGGUCCGAAGGCUUUCAACUUGGAUCUUUACUACAGUUGUUUUUUAAUGUCACAAUUCCUGUGAAUUAUCAAGUUGUGCUUUAAGUUCCGUGAACUGUUAGAUGCAUCAAUUACCAUGAUUUCUGCUGCUACUGAGUAGGCAACUAUUGCGACACUAAUUAUUAUUCUUACACUUUUUUCAGAUCCCAAAUAGAUCA